CCGGUAGGCGGGGUUGCCUGGUCGGCGUUUACUCUCUGGCUCAGAAGGCGCGCCUAGCAAAGGGGCAUUAACUUGGCACCUCGGACUCCAAGAGGCUCCCAGGGCAUCUGCACCUUUAGCGUCUCCAGCUCCAGGAAGCGGUCGUCCGCAACGUACAGCGAGAAUUGUGGCGAACUUCAUCCGUGUGUGGGUGGGAGGCCGCGGGACACGCCGGUCCUCCCGUCCCCGCAUCCGGGCAGGGUUAGCUGUGGACGGCGCCCUCCCAGCGACGACCCCUCGCCAGACACCCCUCGGGAAUGGAGCAGUCGCCGUGUGGCAGCAGAGGCCGAGGCGGCGGCCGAGCCCACCUGGUCCCGGGGCUGGUGGCCGCGGCCCCUCCGCCCCGGUCUCCGGCGCUGCCAGUGCCCCUGGGGGUACCAGUUCCUCCAACUUUCCUGCGGCCACCCAGCCUCUUUCUGCGGGCAGCCGCCGCCGCCCCCACGGGAAGCGGAGGCUGCCUGCCGGCCGCCGGACUGGAGAGGGGGCCGGGCGCGGUGGGCUGCGGCUACCCGCGGACCCCCAAGUGCGCCCGUUGCCGCAACCACGGCGUCGUGUCAGCACUCAAGGGCCACAAGCGUUUCUGCCGCUGGCGGGACUGCGCGUGUGCCAAGUGCACCCUGAUCGCCGAGCGCCAGCGCGUCAUGGCCGCCCAGGUGGCGCUGCGCAGGCAGCAGGCCCAGGAAGAAAGCGAGGCCCGCGGGCUGCAGAGGCUUCUGUAUUCUGGACCCUCGGGGCCCGGGAGUCAGACGUCCGGGAGCCGCAGAGCGGAGACUCCCCGGGCCUUGAGCGGCCCUGUGACGGUGACUGCGCUGGGACUGGGGGCCUUGAGGCAGGCUAGCGAUCCGGUGACCCCUGCUUUCGAGGUUUUCCAGCCAGACUAUACGGAGGAAAAACAAGAACAAAAAGAGAGUAAGCGUAACUCAUGCCAGAGUGGACAAGAAGAACCGGUCUCCAAAUCCCAUCAACUUGCCCUGGGAUCAUCUCCUAAGUCUAAUGGUGUCAUUGGAAAACAAAACUUCAGGUCGUCUGUUUCAGAAAAGUCAAACAAGGAUGAUACCUUUCAGUCUCCUCACCCUGGAGAACAGUCAGGAGGCGAAGAGAGUCCCAGGUCCCUAUCAUCCUCUGAUUUGGAAUCAGGAAAUGAAAAUGAGUGGGCCAAAGACUUUAUUGCUUCCAGAGCCAGACUUCCCACAGUGUCCUCAAGAUCAAGGGACCCUCUGGAUAUCCUUACCAAGAUAUUCCCAAGUUACAGGCGCAGCCGUCUAGAAGGCAUUCUACAGUUCUGCAAAGGCGAUGUGGUUCAAGCCAUUGAACAGGUCCUAAAUGGUAAAGAACACAAACCAGGCACCAGGGACCUAGCAAGCUCAGGAGAAUUGGAAAAUACAGCUUUUCAGAGAGGUUCAAAUUUUAGUUUAGCUGGAAUUGGUUUUGGAACUCUAGGGAAUAAAUCAGCUUUUUCUCCUCUUCAAACUACUUCUGCUUCUUACGGAGGUGACUCAAAUCUCUACAGCUUAAAUCCUAGACUAGGUAUCAAUCCAUUACGGCUGGCAUAUUCCUCUCCAGGAAGAGGACUGUCUGGUUUCAUGUCACCCUAUCUAACUCCUGGGUUGGUCCCAGGAUUGCCUUUUCGGCCUGCCUUGGAUUAUGCCUUUUCAGGGAUGAUUAGAGAUUCUUGCUACCUUCCCAGCAAAGACUCAGUAGCUGGUGGCAGACCAUAUUCCAGGUCAAAUCAAGACAAUCUGUAAUGCAUCUGCCUCUUCUCCCUUUCUGGAGUAUUUCUAGAAGCAUGCAAUAAAACCCCCAUCCCUACCCCCAAACACCCACAUCUAUUCAUGUGUUCACUAUGUAUGGUGAGUGGAUUAUCAUGCCUUAAAAAUGUUAGUUUAUUUUACAAGCAAUAUUAUAGACUUGGGAUUUAAAGAUUCUUCUUCAGCAUUUAUUAAGCAUUUAAACAUUAUGCGUGCCUUGAAUAAAGCCAUUUCGGGAAAUAUUUCUACUUUAAAUGAAUUUUCUCUGUAAAAUAUGUUGUAAAAUUCCUAUUUUAAAACUGUACUUGUUUUUAUUUUAUUGAAAAGUGGAGUUUAUACUUGUAAAAUACAUUGUAAGUGUAAAGCAGUUCAGCAUUACAUAGAAUUAACCAAAAGGAAGAAUUUAAGAAAUUGAGGUAAUUCUAAAUAAUUAUUAUCUUAACUUUUCCUUUCCUUCUGUUUCUUGUGUACAGGAGAGAAAAAAGUUAUUAAACUUAAAAAAAAAAUUCUCAUACAAGUGAUUACUAAAACUUUUGAGAAAUUUAAGUUUCUCAUUUUUUUCUGAAUGCCUUAUUUUUCAUUCUUUUCUCUCAGUUGUGGUAAGUGCCAUUAAUAAAACUUUUAUUGUAGGAAAACAUUGUGAAUUAUAUAAAAGCCUGUGAAGUAAAUCUUAGGAAAUGAGACUGCGCCAUCUCCUGGUCACUAUCCCUAAUUACAACUAAGUUUUGGUGGAGUAUAGGAAUUAGAAGCAAAUGGUAUAAACUAACCAUUUUUUGAAAUGGUCAUUUUGGAUCAUGCUACAUAGAAAUUUUCAGACUAUAAAGUGAACAUCUACUAUGGAUGAGGAUUUUAAUCUUUAAGUACACUUAUGCGUGCAUCUUGGGAAAUAUCCCUUUCCCUAUGUUUAUUACAAGAAUAUGGCAGCCAUUCUUAAAAGUUAAAAAUAAUUUUAUUCAGAAAAUUUAAAAAGCUACUAGGAUGAAUAUUGACUGACUAUAGAUAGAUAAUGCUUAACACACUAGGGAGAGAUAGAAGAUUUCCAAAGGGGAAAAAUUGUCAUUAAAUUUUAGAGGUUUUCUUGAGAUUUUAAAAAUAGUUUUUGUUCUCCAUCUGGAGCAUUUGAAAACUAUUUCAGUCAGUGAAAAGUCCCUGAGAAAAUUGCUUACAAAACAAUUCUAUGAAGUUUUCUUUAUAUGUCAUCAAUUUUUUUUUAAGGACAGUAGCUUUAUUAUUAUUGUCAGGAAUAAAAGGAAACCCAGCUGCGGUAUAAGAUAGUUAAUGAAUUAGAGAUGGCUUAAACAAUUUCAGCAGCAUGAUUCACUAAAGAUUUCUUUAAUUAUAUGUGUGUGUGUGUGUCUACAUAUACAGAGAGAGACACACACACACACAUAUAAACACACAUAUAUAUUAUACACUCAAGCCCUAUUAGGUCUGUUAUCAUGAUUGCUUUUCCAUGAAGCCAAAUAAGAAUGUAUUUCUAAAGUAUAUUUUACCAGUAUCAUUUAUGAAUGCAUAGUAUCUGAUGCUUAUUUAAGAUGUAAAUGUGUUUGAGUAUGGAUUAUUUUUAAUGGUGUGAACGUGGGAAAGCAGAUGUUGCAAAGAUUUGAUGCAAUCAAUAUUCAUUAUUUAUAAAAAAUUGAAACCUAAGUGGUACAAUGACUGGGAAGUAGUUGAUACACAAUUAAUAUAUACUGAGUGAAAAAACCAUUUUGGAUAAUAGAUUUCUUUGAGACUGAUAAAACCAAAGAAUUCUACAAAAUGGCCUAUAGACAUAUAGUUUUCCAUGCAAUUUCAUGGGGUUCUUGAUACCUAAAUACCAUUUCUCAUUCUGUUUAGAAUUGUUGGUGAUUCUUAAAUUGUUUCCAUUGCAUUAAUUUGAAUUCCAUUGCAUGAAUUCCAUUCCAUUAAUUAUCAGUACUAUCUUUUGAAAGUGCUAGAGCCUCUAGAGGAUUCCAAAUAUAAAAUAUUGCACUCUCAAGGAAGUUACAUUAUAUAGUGGCGAUCUGGUUAAAAAAUACAAAAAUGCUAGAGUUGCUGGAUUCUUUGUGUGGUUUAUAGAAUGAUGUGCAUGUAUCUGUUACAGAGAAUUGUUUUUGAACUAGAGAGAACAUCCAUUUUGGGCAGUAUUCAAAUUUUAAAAAAUUAUUUUAUAAUCUCAAAACAUAUAUUAAUGUACCUGAUGCUUUAUACAUUUCAUACACUUUAAAAUAAUUGUAGAACUUAAAUCAUUUUAUAGAAUAGGUUGUUUUGUCCAACAAUUAGAUUGAAUGUGAGGAAAUUGAGGCUCAGCAGUAGUGUUGUCUAUCACUAGGUUUACAAUGAGAGUUGCAGUCAUCAGGUGUGGAAGUUACUUCCCCAAUUCAAUUAGACUAUAAGGUCUGAAGGAUUCAUGUCUGUCCACUCAAAGCUUUGAAUAGAAUCUGGCACAUAAUAGGUGCUCAAGUGACAGUGUACACUUAUUGAAUUAAGUAAAAGAUAAAGCAUUAGCUUAAAAAUCCAUUUAUUUAGUGACUAUUUAUAAGCACCUACUUUGUGCCAGGUACUGUGCUAGACAGAGGGGAUAAAGAGGUAAGAUUCAAGUCCUUGCCUCGGGUUGCCUGUAGUUCAUAUAACUAUAUGUACAAAAACAAGCAGAUAACCAAUGUUGGUACUGUUUGACAGUGCUGGCCCUUCAGUGAGUUCUGUGUGAUAUGAGGUUUAUGCCCAUGGAUGCUGCUUGAUGUCAACUCCUAGGCCACUAAUGAGGGGUGGGGAGAAAAAGGGAGAACAUGUGUUUCCAUAUAGUGUGUUUCAGAAAGUCCAUUACAUUUGUCUGAAAGGUAAACAGCUCUCAGGUCUAUGAUGAUAAAAGUAGGCAAAGAGGACACUUUUGUGCAUUUGAAAGGAGAUUUGUGUGGAAGUCACCCUCGCUUCCUCAUGGCCUCUGGCUGAGAGUUAUGGUCUGAUUCCAGUCCCAGUGCUGCUCUUCUGGAAUUCCUCUGAUUCAGUGCAUAGGCGUCCAGGUCUCAGCUCUUGUCUAGCUAUUUUGUGAAAAUGGGUUAGAGUUGAAAGGACGACUGAAAAGCAUGUGAGUCAAAUGAUCUAGUUUUUCUCUGCAACUUGAGUCAAAAAGAUUCUGGAAUUUGAAGAUGCCUCUCCUAGAGAUUCCUAACUGUGAACUUGGAACUAAGAAAACUAUGAAGUGGCCUAUCCAUUCAAUUCUCUAUUUGUAUAAGUGUGUUUCCCUUAGACAUUUGUUUAUGUUGGAAAUUAAAAAACCUUCAGCAUACAAGAAAAGCCUGGGACAAAGCACUUUGUCAUAUACACUGUAAAUAGAAUCAUUCUCCCCCCACACAAAAUGAUAUGAAGCACAUCAUUAAUUUCAUGAAGGCAAAGCUUUCCCCAGGGUACCUUGAUUCUGAAAUAUAGAAGCUCAUCCUUUAGGU
Messenger RNA from Manis javanica (Malayan pangolin), 5212 nucleotides. It is a transcript of the gene DMRTA1, whose product is annotated as DMRT like family A1. The record is from RefSeq and is a predicted model, not a curated record. Gene Ontology annotation, biological process: regulation of transcription by RNA polymerase II; sex differentiation. Lineage: Eukaryota; Metazoa; Chordata; Mammalia; Pholidota; Manidae. Gene Ontology annotation, cellular component: nucleus. Gene Ontology annotation, molecular function: RNA polymerase II cis-regulatory region sequence-specific DNA binding; protein binding; DNA-binding transcription factor activity, RNA polymerase II-specific.